Messenger RNA from Gongylonema pulchrum, 525 nucleotides. NCBI's taxonomy places the organism in Eukaryota, Metazoa, Nematoda, Chromadorea, Rhabditida, Gongylonematidae. The record is from the annotation of a GenBank genome assembly.
GAACAGCGAAUCAAAGAAUUGUAUGCGAAACAAGGUUAUAUGGAGCAGUAUAAAACUCCGGAAGAGCGUGAUAAGGUUCUGGAAAAAGAAAUUCGAUUCUAUGAACAUCAGGUUCUGGACAUCCGUGAACAAAUUGCUGGCAUCGAGGCAAGCCUCGUGGAGGAAGAAAAAGAGGAGGAACAGCUUCACCAAAGAAUUAUGGACAUUGGAUUAAACGCUGAAGAGUUUGUUGAUAAACUAACAAAAAUGAAUCAGGAUAUGACCGAUUUACGACGUAAAUUGAACGAAGCAAUGGUUGUGGAAAGUGAUGCACUGAGAGAGGAGAAAAAUGCUCGAGCGAAUAUGGAUGCCGUGAAGGUGGACGUGCAACAUGCGGAGCAAGACAUUCGACGACUCGUUCCUAAGUCUAUCAUGAACGGAGUGGAUAGCGUGCGCCAUGUGCUGGAUUAUUUUCGCUCUCAAAAUACUAAUGGACAACAUAAUGCUGUUUUGGAGGGCUAUCGUGGUACCGGUUAUUUACUUUAA